Molecule: messenger RNA, 1492 nt
Organism: Bemisia tabaci
Lineage: Eukaryota; Metazoa; Arthropoda; Insecta; Hemiptera; Aleyrodidae
Gene: l(3)87Df
Product: cytochrome c oxidase assembly factor COX20 lethal (3) 87Df
Biological process (GO): mitochondrial respiratory chain complex IV assembly
Cellular component (GO): mitochondrial inner membrane; mitochondrion
Source: RefSeq, a predicted model, not a curated record
UGUGUUGUGAAGACAGUGAGGUUAAGUUCUUUAUCAUACGUUUGAAGUUCCUAUCUUUUAGAAUGAGGGAAUCUAAUCUAUCAUAAAUUUGUUAUAAUAUUUCCUAGUGCUCAUCCUACAUGUCUCACCCUGUUUUACCGGGGAACUUAUUCUGUCAAAAUUACCAGAAUUUUAAUCUGUUUAGAGGUGAAAGUUUCAGCCAAGCUGAUUCAGCUUUCAUAGUUACCUCUAUGUACUCAUAUAAAUUUAUUUUGCACCGUUUUCUCUGAACUCUACCACAGGAAAUAUUCUUAGGCUCUAAACUAGGGUUCUGCACUUCACACAGAACUGACACCUAUCGCAUUGCUCUUAAUUGUAACGAGCUUUACAAAAUGGCACCAAAAGAUCCUGCUACAAUCUCCAGAGGCCCCGAACAUGAUAUUUUCUUUUUGGGUCGCAACCUCACUGAAUUUCCAUGUUUCCGAUCAAGUCUCCUAACAGGGGUGUUUUCUGCCAUAGCUGGUGGAGUAGCCUACUUUUUGUAUUCUAGUCGACCAGCUCAUUCUUGCAAUGCAGCAAUGGCAACUUUUGGUGUGUCAACAAUGUGCUACUGGACCGUGUGUCGAUAUGGUUACUACAAACAAAAAGUUGAGUUGCUAGAAAUUGAGCAAAAGAGAAAGGAGACACAGUCUGUGAAAAAACUGGACAUAGAACAAAGGAAGAAAGAACUUGGCAUCAAAGAUGAUUCAUCGUAGCAUUGUUUCAUUCAUAAUUUUGCCGCUGUUAAAAAUUGCGGCCUUAACAUGAUUACAUCAAUUCCCAUCCUUAGUUCAAUUAGUUAAAGCUUUUUGGAGAAUUGUAUUCUGAAGCUGUAAAAUUUUUUCCGGUGAGAUUUUUCAAGAAAUGUUACAUUUUUUGGUGGGAGACACAAGCUCAAGGGUUCAUUCCUGUCAUACAGAUUCCCAGUUUACAGCACAUUAAUUAAUCUAUAGAAAACUUUUAAGAGAGACCUAAGAAUUUGUACCUUUUUUAUGUAAGACUUACGAACCCUCUUCCUACCCUCUCCAUUCAUCACUGUAAGUUCACUUGAGGAACUGAAUUAUUGAAAAGGACAACCAAAGUCCGCCAAAAUGAAUCAGUAAAUGGAAGAAAAAUCAUUGUAAAUGAAACUUAUUCUACACUUGAAUCCAAUUUAUUUUUAUUUUACUGGCUUUUUAAAAGGCUCUAUCGUUUCUGUUACCUAACUGUGUUAAGGUACUAAUUUGUAAUGACAAAUAAAAACCCUGGAAGAACCCGAAAAUUAGCGCAAAAGAGAUCAUUGAUAGAGACAGUCACGAUGCUAAUGUGCAGUACCAAUAUAUUGGUUGCCAUCAUAUGUCAUUUCUUCAAAUUUUACUUUAUUUUAUCUUCAUAAUUUUAUCUCACAUGUUGUUGGCAUCCAAUCAAUUUUAUUUGCCUCAAAAUCUAUGGAAUCAAAUUUGAUUGAUAUAAAGCCUUGAGUGUUGUUGUUGAA